This is a messenger RNA of Mycena citricolor, 738 nucleotides long. The record is from the annotation of a GenBank genome assembly. Lineage: Eukaryota; Fungi; Basidiomycota; Agaricomycetes; Agaricales; Mycenaceae.
AUGAACUGGAAACAGCACAACUUCGAGGGCUUCCAAGGACUAAAGACGGGAGUCACCACGAAGAACUUCCUGGAGGAGCUUCAGAGGGCGUUCGGGGACUCCAAUGCGGAACAAGUCGCCGCUGCUCGGCUUAUGGCCCUGCGCCAAAACAAACGGUCCUUCGCGGACUACAUCUCCGACUUUGAGAUGUUGGCCGCGGAUGCAGGCUACAAUGUGGUCGACACCACCGACGACAAAGGCGGAUACAAGAAGGGGGACCAGGAUAAUAUCCUCAUUGAGUUCCUGGAGCGCGGACUCAGCAGCGAGAUCGCCAGCCGUCUCUACAACACCGGUGUCCCUCUGCCCAAGGCCUAUGGAGCGUUCAAAGCCUGGUGCAUCAACAUUGAAGCCAAUGCUCUGCGCGACCAGCUGCGUAAGGCAUCCUAUGCGCACUCGACUCCACGGCCUCCCCCCCAAUUCCGCCCUCAGACAGCACCAGUGGCGCCCACACCUGCUCCGACCCGGCCGGCUGCCAACGAACCGGUCCUGAUGGAAAUCGAUUUCACCCAUGCCCGCGGCCGCAAUAUCAUCUGCUACAACUGUCAGCAGCCUGGGCACAUUGCGCGGAACUGUCCGGAGCCAAGAAAGAAGCGUACAUUUUUCAAUCGGGCCACGAUGCUUGAAGAGAUCGAGAACGGGGACAAGGACAACGAGUUCCUCAAGGAGAUCGCCGAGAAGCUGCGCGAGAAGGGUUUUUGA